This is a messenger RNA of Microthlaspi erraticum, 288 nucleotides long. The record is from the annotation of a GenBank genome assembly. NCBI's taxonomy places the organism in Eukaryota, Viridiplantae, Streptophyta, Magnoliopsida, Brassicales, Brassicaceae.
AUGCCUGUGCGAUGGAUUCGCUGUGAUUUGAAGCUUGACACUGAAAUUUGCAGAAGCUGCAUCAAAAGAAACGAAGAACGAGGUGAAUCUGCAGGUGAAAGGAGAAAUUGCAGGUCAUCGCACUAUCUAAUCGAGCUAAAUCUGCAGGAGAGCCCAUUUUUGGGUCUCAGGAGAGCUCAAUUUAUCGAUAGACUCGGCAUUCCCUUAGCCUAUAUGAGGAAGAAGAAGAGAUCGGAAGGGAGAAGAGCUCGCAAGUGGGAGAAGGCAAAUGAAAGUGGCGAUGUAUGA